This is a messenger RNA of Colletotrichum lupini, 372 nucleotides long. RefSeq lists its product as uncharacterized. Lineage: Eukaryota; Fungi; Ascomycota; Sordariomycetes; Glomerellales; Glomerellaceae. The record is from RefSeq and is a predicted model, not a curated record. Bases 1 to 372 code for a protein of 123 amino acids. Gene Ontology annotation, molecular function: monooxygenase activity; oxidoreductase activity, acting on paired donors, with incorporation or reduction of molecular oxygen; heme binding. The transcript has a single exon.
AUGUUGGGCACUAUUCUUGCAUUCGUGGCGCUGUUAGCCUUCUAUCUCAUCGGCAGCGCCAUCUACAACGUCACUCUCCAUCCGCUGGCCGAUGUGCCCGGCCCCAAGAUCUGCGCCAUUACUCGAAUUCCAUACUGGCUUGUCGCAUUGAAAGGUGAAGAUAUAGAAUGGAUGAAGAGCUUACAUGAAGCUUAUGGCCCUGUCGUUCGUUUCGGCCCUACGGACCUAAGUUACACGGCCGGAGAGGCCUGGAAUGAUAUCCAUGGGCCCAAGGUGACUGAAAAAGCCCAAGAGUUCUCAGUUCAGCCUGUGAAUGGUGCGUCAUAUCCCGACAGCUUAGGUUCCCAGAUUCAACUUUGGCACAUGAGCUAA